Molecule: messenger RNA, 14084 nt
Organism: Paramuricea clavata
Lineage: Eukaryota; Metazoa; Cnidaria; Anthozoa; Malacalcyonacea; Plexauridae
Source: the annotation of a GenBank genome assembly
AUGAAUGUCUUAAAAUAUCGUUCAAGGUUGUAUGCGCGUGGAUUUUUUGUUUUGAAGUUGAGAAAAUGCAGUGAGUGAAAAUUUAGAGUAGAUAAAUUUAUGAAAAUUUAUGUAGUAUAGGGGUGAUAAGUAUGGCAUAAAUUAAGUUACUCACCGGGUAUAUGGGUGUGGCAAAGGUGUAAGAUAGGGGUGUGACCCAUGGAUACAACUUGUGUUGAACUUUCCUUGGCUGAGAUGAUCCAUUAAUUGGAAGGGUGCAAUAUAUUUAUAACCCUGGGUUUAUUUGGUGGAGUGGGCGUAAAUUGAAAGGGUGCAUUGUUGUGAACCUAGGUCCACUACUGCCAGAUGAAAGGAUGGUAUUGCAAAGUGGCUGAAAAUUACACCUUAAAGACCCAAUUGACCAAUAAUAAAUAACGCCCCCAUCCUGAUCGCCCAUUCCUUGCAUGUCUUACCAGCCAGGAAAUCUUAAUUGGCAAUCCGAUCUAUUGCUGGCCUGUGUCAUUAGCCGGCAAUGAUUUGGACAGCUGGCUAGUGCCAUCUAUGACAUUAAUAUAAGUGGCAUUUAUAUCUAUCUGCAGGGAAUUUCAACAUUUCAGCAGGUCGAUUUGGGAAAAGUCAAAAUGCUGACCAACCAACAGCUAAUUGUGAUGACAUUCAUGUUUUUACCAAGACAAAUGAACCAUUACUGGUAAUCUUUUAUACUACCAAUUUCCACACCUAUUAACUGUAUAAUACCAUCAAAUAUUAAUUCUUUAUAAAUAUCGAAUGAGAUAAUUUGGGCAGGAUUUUAAAUAGAUAAUUUUCUAUAAUAAAUGUUUUUUCAAUUGUUAAAAUGUAUUGAUCUAUGACAGAGUAACUACAGCAAUCUUGCGUGUGGUUAUGGGUUCACUGUGCUCUGCACAGAUCACCAGCAGCUCAUGGUGUCAGGAGUGAAUGGUAACUCUCAACUUGGUGUGCCUUCUUAUCAAAAUAAUGGUAAGUUUCACUGGCCGAGUGGUGCUGUCUGGCUGGUGACUGACGUCAUGCCGAACAACUGAAUGGUGUCCUUUUUAUUUAGUGGUUGACAAGUUAACAAAAGUGGAACUACCAUUUAUAAAAUCAGACUCUCAAAUCUUCGACAUAUCCUGUGGACGACUUCACACAGUUCUUUCAACCACUGAAGGAUGUAACUAAAAACGAACUUUUUUGUACUGGAUAGCUCUAUCAGAUUUAGACAGCUCAGCUCUAUAAUCCUUGAGAUCAUUUCUUCAGUGCUACUACAAGAGAAAACCAGAGUACUAAUGGAAAAAAACCUGUGUUUAAUGUUUACUCUGAUGGUGAUAUUAUAUUCAAACAACUGCACAUUGGAGGACGGUUCAACUGUGGUCCAACACAGAUGAAAAGCGCAUUUGUAUUUGUAAAUGUUGAUUGAGAAAGUAAGCGGAAAUAUAAUUACUUUUUAGUUCAAUUUUGUCUUUGAUUUCUUCAGUAUUUGCGUCUGGAUGCAAUAAGCUAGGUCAGUGUGGUCUGGGAGAAAAAGAUGAAAUAACAUCCCUCACCAAGAUACCAUCGCCAACUGAAACCGCUGUAAAACAGGUAUAAAACCGGUUGUAAAAUGAUGGUAAACUUCUUGGUAUUAAUAUAGAUGUUCAGAUUUGACUUCCGCCACAUCUCACUGGGGCUUAAUAGACUUAAGGGCGCUUUCCAUUUAAUGGCCAGACCGGUCUCUCGAUUUAAUGGCCAGACCGGUCUCUUCCAUUUAAUGGCCAGACCGGACCAGAAUUUUUCUCUCUGUAUUAAUGGAAAGAUCUGGUUCAGGGCCUCAGGCCUCUCGAAAAUCUGCCGAAAAUGGAUCUCCGUCAAAAUUGAUCCAAAUUUUCGGAUUAGAUUGACCCGAACUCCAAAUGUAUUGUGUUCCAUUCAACAAUGUGACCGUUCUCACCGGUCUCGCCGUGUUAAUGGGAAAGCGCCCUAAAUAUUAAUUUGAUUGGUUAAUUGGUUAGAAUAAAUGCAUCUGAUUGGUUUAAAGGUAACAGUACUACCUAACGGUCAAAGUUCAAUACAUUCCAUUCUUCAUUCCUCAUCCACCAGGUCGUUUGUGGUCUUGACCACACCCUUCUCCUAACAGAAGACGGUGAUGUAUGGUCGUGCGGUUGGAGUGCUGACGGCCAGACGGGUAAUUCAUUUUCUCUUGCCUACAAUAAUGAUCUUUUUGAGUUCCUGAAAAUGGCUAGCUUCUACCUCUUUGAAAGGAUUCCACGUUAUUUUACGUUAAAGGUUUAGGACACUGUGAGGAGCAACGAUCGCUUAUCCCAAUCCAAAUGCCAUCACAUGUAAAGAUAAAUAAAGUCGCGACGAAAUCUGAUUCUUGUCUUGCCCUGUCAAGUAAGGAAAAUAAUGAGUUAGUUUUCUAACAAAUUAACCUAAACAGGAAUUAUUAUAUGGUUGACCACCAUCUCCGCGCAUGCUAGGUUUAUAGCAGUUACACACGCUUAUAUCCUCUUUAGAUUGUGGUCAGGUGUUUUCGUGGGGAAACUCAGAAUAUAGUCAACUGGGAUUUUCAACUGAAGAAACAUUGGUUAGACUAAAAUUUUACUAAAUGUAUUUCUACACUAUUCUCAACUGUUUAUGCUGGAGACAUCCGACCUUAGUUUGCGCAAUGUUGCUUAGACUUUCCAAAGUCCUUUCCAGACCCUUCUAUGGCACGCUUCACUUCCAGCAAAGCUAAUCAGAGAAGUGAAAUCAUGAGAUAUAAUGCUAACCAAUGGGUCACCAACACUGAAAAUUCUGUAUAUUACUGCAUAUUAAGUUUUAGACAUUUUAUCACCAACAUUGUCUAUGGACUUUUCUAGAUCACAAAACCGACCAAAAUCACCUCACUACAGAAUGUUGUUGAUAUCGCCAUUGGUAACUCCAUCGGUCUCGCGUUAACAGGUUCGAAACGAUACUGGUAACCAUUGUCUAUCUACUAUGUAUCCCCCUGUCAACAUUCCCCGUGGGAGGAAACCCAAGUCCCCGCGGAGAAAACUACAAGGGCUCAAGAAAAGAUAGUUCCCAUAGUAACCAGCUUCAAUAAUACCAUCAAUUAUCAUUGAUUGAUUAUAUUUGGUAAUUAUCUAAUGUUAUAGAUGAUGGCGCUGUCUUUAGUUGGGGCUAUGGUUUGUUGGGCAAUAGCUCUGAGCCAUCUUUCAGUCCAGCUCCGCAAAAACUAACGUUGUUGGAAAAGCGUGUAAUCAAAGUGGACUGUGGCCUUCAUUGCUACGUCUUGUUGACAGGUAGAUUGAUAGACAUGAUUUGCUGAACAAUUUGAACAGAUUAAAAGUCGUACGACUUACGAUGAAACAGAUUAAAAGUCUCACAAUGUACAUUUUUCUAUUAAUUGCAGAUGAGAAAGAAGUUUACAUGUGGGGAAAACUAAAUCACGCAUUAUAUUCUUGUUCACCAAAGAAGGUAUAUACUAAACAUACAAAAAACAUAUCUUUUUACAUUAGGGAAUAAUACUUUAAGUUUGACUCUAUCAAACACCACAGGUUUUCUUCGGGAACUCCCGUUUCCUCUUGUAAUAACACUGGAUCAAUAAGAGAUGAUCCUUACUGGACCUCUGGGGAGAACAGUUUAGAACUGAUAGAGCUAUCCAGUAUAAAUAAAGUUAGUUUAGUUUAGGUUUCCUCCUGUAGUAACACUGGUUCAAUAAGAGAUGAUCCUUACUGGACCUCUGGGGAGAACAGUUCAGAACUGAUAGAGCUAUCCAGUAUAAAUAAAGUUUGUUUAGUUUAUAGGUUUCCUCCUGUAGUAACACUGGAUCAAUAAGAGAUGAUCCUUACUGGACCUGUAGGAAGAACAGUUUAGAACUGAUAGAGCUAUCCAGUAUAAAUAAAGUAAGUUUAGUUUAGGUUUCCUCCUGUAGUAACACUGGAUCAAUAAGAGAUGAUCCUUACUGGACCUCUAGGAAGAACAGUUUGGAACUGAUAGAACCAUCCAGUAUAAAUGAAGUUAGUUUAGUUUAGGUUUCAUCCUGUAGUAACACUGGAUCAGUAAGAGAUGAUCUUUACUGGACCUCUAGGAAGAACAGUUUGGAACUGAUAGAACUAUCCAGUAUAAAUAAAGUUAGUUUAGUUUAGGUUUCCUCCUGUAGUAACACUGGAUCAAUAAGAGAUGAUCUUUACUGGACCUCUAGGAAGAACAGUUUGGAACUGAUAGAACUAUCCAGUAUAAAUAAAGUUAGUUUAGUUUAGGUUUCAUCCUGUAGUAACACUGGAUCAAUAAGAGACGAUCUUUACUGGACAUCUAGGAAGAACAGUUUAGAACUGAUAGAGCCUUCCAGUAUAAAUGAAGUUAGUUUAGUUUAGGUUUCCUCCUGUAGUAACACUGGAUCAAUAAGAGAUGAUCCUUACUGGACCUCUAGGAAGAAGAGUUUAAAACUGAUAGAGCCAUCCAGUAUAAAUAAAGUUAAUUUAGUGUAGGUUUCCUCCUGUGGUAACACUGGAUCAAUAAGAGAUGAUCCUUACUGGUCUUGUAGGAAGAACAGUUUGGAACUGAUAGAACUAUCCAGUAUAAAUGAAGUUAGCUUAGUUUAGGUUUCCUCCUGUAUUUGCAGGUUGAUCUUCCCUCAAAUGUACUACGGAUCAGUUGUGGCAUCGAUCACAUGGGAGUAAUCGUUGAUGAUUGAGCCAGCUUGAUAAAAAUGUAUUUUCUAUUGAGAAAAGACAUAAAUUUUACUAAAUUAAUUCACUGCUUUUUGGCUAAUGAUUUUGAAAAUUUGUAUGAGUGCAUGACUGCAGAAUAGGAUUUUCAAAACAAUGAAAAGACAGUGGAACAUUCUGAUCACUGGAUCAUGACUGGAUGGCAUGGAGAACAGUGGGAUUUUCAAAACACUGAAAAGACAAUGGAACAGUCUGAUCACUGGAUCAUGACUGGAUGGCAUGGAGAACAGUGGGACAAUGAAAGGACAAUGGAACAUUCUGAUCACUGGAUCAUGACUGGAUAACAUGGAGAACAGUGGGAUUUUCAAAACAAUGAAAAGACAAUGGAACAUUCUGAUCACUGGAUCAUGACUGGAUGGCAUGGAGAACAGUGGGAUUUUCAAAACACUGAAAAGACAAUGGAACAGUCUGAUCAAUGGAUCAUGACUGGAUGACAUGGAGAACAGUGGGAUUUUCAAAACAAUGAAAAGACAAUGGAACAUUCUGAUCACUGGAUCAUGACUGGAUGGCAUGAAGAACAGUGGGAUUUUCAAAACAAUGAAAAGACAAUGGAACAUCCUCGAGUACAUUAAUGCCUGGGUCUCAGUUUGUGUAUUUAGCGAAAAUAAACAAAAAAUCAUAAAAAAGUAAGUAUGGCCUUGAUUAUUACCAUUCAAGUUUUAUAUGAUUUAUCAAAGGAAUUUCUAAAAGUUGACCUACUUUUCGUUGUCAUGGCAACGAUCACGUGAUGUAUAUUUCGAAAAACAACACAAAAAAUGAAUAAAUUCGGAAAGUUUACAUUUAGGCUUCGUUUCAUUAUUUUAUGCGGCUAUAUUACGAUGAUCGGCAUCAAACGAAUGUUAAUCGCGUCAUUAAAUGUUAUCUACAAAUAAAUGUACGGUUUCCAAAUUAACGCAGGAAACUUUGUUCCCUUGUUAAUGAUUUUAGCUAUCAAACAUAGCAAAAUUUCGUGAAAUUACCCUGCUGCAAGUCGAACGCGUUUUUCGCGUGAUGAAUUUCACGCGCCAUAAUGAAACAGUCUGCCGCUUAUUGUAAGGGAUAUUAUAUUUCCAAAAACAACAUUCAUUGCGCAUUCAAGCCGAUAUCUUGAAGCAUAGUUAAUGCUUGAAGGGAAGUAUGCCAUGGUGGAAAAGUCCCGAGUGAACUAUAUGUGCUAUUAAUUUGUAAUUCACAAGCAAUUUUUCAUUGAAAUUAAGAAACAGUCAACAAUUAAUACUGAAUAAUCGCAAGAUAGCGCACUAUAAGAAGCUUUUAUUUAUCAGCAGUUCAAAGGUCAGCUGUCGCAAAUGAUACAAUACUUAUUGCUAUACAAAAAGCCAAUUAUUACAUCAAAACUGAAUAGUAUACCGACUUCUUUGCAUUGUAUAUUCCAAAAUAAUCCUGUCGCUCAUAUAUACUAUAUUUUGAUUUGAAGCAAACGCCCGAAUUCACUAAAAUACUCACACAAGGGGCGAAUAUUCUAACAGACGCAUUACUGACAGAUCGCGCGUGCAACACGCGCGCAAGAUAUCAUCCAAGCGUGGGCAGACCCAGGCAUUAACGUGCCUGAGCAGUCUGAUCAAUGGAUCAUGACUGGAUGGCAUGAAGAACAGUGGGAUUUUCAAAACAAUGAAAAGACAAUGGAACAGUCUGAUCACUGAAUCAUGACUAGAUGGCAUGGAGAACAGUGGAAUUUUCAAAACAAUGAAAAGACAAUGGAACAGUCUGAUCACUGGAUCAUGACUGAAUGGCAUGGAGAAUAGUGGGAUCUUCAGAACAAUGAAAAGACAAUGGAACAGUCUGAUCACUGGAUCAUGACUGAAUGGCAUGGAGAAUAGUGGGAUCUUCAGAACAAUAAAACAAUGCGACAUUCUGAUUAGACCAUGACAGGCAAAUAAAUUAAUAUUAAUUCCAUACCCAAAAUCCAAUCUCAAUUAUACAUUAGUCAUUACAUUUAUAAAUUGAUCAAUCUUUUAACCGGAAGAUUUAAAUUGAAUAUGGAAAUAUAAACCCAAUUAAAGUGGCCUCUUGCAGUUUAAAUUUCUUCUUGAUUGAAUUUUUCAAGUGCUUUUUAAAAUUUUAGUGUGUUUUCAAUUAUAUAUAUAUAUAUAUAUAUAUAUAUAUAUAUAUAUAUAUAUAUAUAUAUAUAUAUAUAUAUAUAUAUAAGCAUUAAACAAAGUGCUUUUGGUUUGCAUGAAUGUAAGGGCUUAGGCUUUUAUACCGCGAAGAUUGACAGUAACUGCUUUUCGUAAUUGAGAUUAUGCCAAUGAAGCCAUGUCGCACGUCAUACAGAGAUUGCACAAGAUAAAUGGCUAUAUAUAUAUUUGAUUUCCUGACGAUAUUCGGAUCAAAUAAAUUAGUAGCAAAAUUGUGUCCUAAUCAUUAUAGAUUAUGAAACUGUGUAGUCUCGCACGACCUAAGGCGGGCAUUGCAUUUUUAUUGCAAGAAUCGACCCCUAGGGCAUAUGGUCACCGAGAUGAAAGACAUGUAACCAAUACCACCAAACAGUUUAUGUCGGUGCUGUUAAGCGAUUGCCCACCCUUUAGAACAGACAAUAAUCAUAUAGGCUCAGUAUAGCUUACAUCACUUCCCAUGCACAUAAACAAAAAUCUUCUUUACUGCCUCGCACCCCGUGCAAAAUAAGAUUUGCUUUAUGUUUUGUUGCUUUAAACCGCAGCUGUUUUCUUAUCAUUUUGUCAACAAAAUACGUUCGUAUACGAUAGAUCUAAUUAUGUUUUGACUAGCCGACUUUGUAUAUUUGAAACAAACGGCUUAAAUGUGCUUCCAAAACUAAAAAAACAACCCAAAACAGUCUUGGCAAAUUACAUGUGAGGAUCGAAGAGUGUCAGUCCAGUUUGACUCGACCAAACACAGGAUCGGUACCAUAUUGUCUCUUCAUUAUUUUGAAAAUCCUGGUUAGUAGCUACACUCGGCUCAUACAUCGCCUUUAUUAAAAAAAAAACACAAAAAAAACCCACGGUAAACCUUCAGUAAUAUUACAUAAUAAACAUAGUCUAAAUUAUUCUAAACUUAAAGAUACUUGGAUUUACAUAGUAUAUAUAAAUCCAUAUAUUUCUGAAUAUAGUGUCUGAAGACGGAACUAUAUGAAUUACAUUGAUUGUAUAUACAAAAAGGUUAUAGAGUUGAUUGAAAAAGAAAUAUAUGCGUGCACAAAACAUCAUGCAGGAUACUAUUCAACAACAAAAUACUUCUACUGUCCUCUACUGUCCAUACAGCUCCUCGUCGUUCGAUCUGACUCGUAUGUUACAUUUAUGCAAAGUCUCGUACCGGAAUACUGUAACGAGCGCUACUUUAUCAAAACCGGAAGAAGUGGAGGUAUCUCUAACGGCUGAUAAAAUGCGAUUGCAAAUUCCGGAUCGGAACUCGAGGCCAAUGUCCACCGGGCUGGUCGUACUAAUUAUGUAAAUGAAGCUAUCAAUAAAGUAUGUUUAAACGUACUUAUAGUUCGGAACUUCGCCACAUUGCUUUUAAUUACUUAGAGACAUGAUGUCGUCUGAACGUUGAAUAUUAUACAAAUAUGCAUGCGAGUAAUUGUUCUUCGUUGUAAAAGCUAGAAGAACCAAAGACGACUGUUGACAUGGUAAGUUUGAUCGCUAAAUAUUAUAGUUUAGCCUUUACACAGUAUGCCUAUGUAUCGUUAAAUGAUUUCAUGGAUGGCUUAUUGUUCGCUUGGUAAUAUAGUAGUACACGAAGCCUCCACUUGUCGGAACGGCGUGAAGAAGAUUAAAAAUAGUCAUCCUUAACGUUUCGAGAGGGCAAGUUCUUUUAUCUUUUUUCAAGAAAUUCCGACAAAAACCGCUGUAGCCUAAUUGUUCCAGAAUAUACUAUACCCCCACCUUUGAGAUAUCUUUUUCAGGUAGUUCAGACACAAACCACGACAGCUUAUUGUAGAAUAUUACCUACACUGGACCACCACGUUUGAGAUAUCUUUUUCAGGUAAUUCAGACCACGGACAGCUUGUUGUAAAAUACUACCUACACUGGACCACCACGUUGUUUGAGAUAUCUUUUUCAGGUAGUUCAGACACAAACCGCGGUAGUUAUUGUAGAAUACUACAUACACUGGACCCCCGCGUUUGAAAUAAUAAGUAGACGUAUUGGCUUAAUCUCGGCCGCUUAAUUCAGUUCAGCGUGAUGCAAUUUGAUGUGACGCGCGUGCGGUGUCGAUCCUUUUCUAAACCCUCAAUUCAAGCUGACCAUAUUGGCAACCACAGCCAUUACUAUAGGCUCUUAAAUUGGAAACGUCGAGAAAAAAUAUUAAUUUGUUGUUGCUAUCUAUACCAAAGUUUGUUUUGAAUGAGUUGUUUCAAAUGAAUACUCGAUAUAUUAAUGGGUUUUAUAAUUACAACUUUAGCACGUUUCAAAUAGGUUUUAAUUUUGAUUUCAAGCCGAGUUGCCUUGGCGAAACAUACAUGUUUAACCGAAAAUUAGUUAGGUUCAUAAAAACUAAUACAUAUCACGCUUGCGAUACGGUUUGGCAAAUUGUCACCCCGCAAAGACAAAACAUGAUAGUGAUGCAUCAGAUACGGUCUUCCUAUAAGGCAUGUAUAAAUUUCAAUAGUAUUUUUGCGCCAAUUUUCGGUCUAAUGAAAGUAGUUUAAGAACGAUAAGGCCCACACAUACGUGCCGCGCACUCAAGGCAAAGUAAGAUUAUGUAUGCUUUUCUGUCUACUUAAUUCUAGAGCAUCAUUCAAGUUUAUUAAUAAAGACAAGUCAUAUAUUUACCGAAAUAAAUAUAGACGCGACACUCAACGGCAUAUAAGUUUAAAUAUAGGUUCCUUUUAGCCUUUUAGGCACACCAAUACUAAUCGUUUGUUUCAUCUUGAGUUGCGCUUUAGAAAACUUUUGAAGGAAUAUAAUUUCAGAGGUGUUUGAGACUAGUAUAAUUAUAUGUACAUAACAUUUUCUUACAUGCAGGUGUAGAUCUUAGUCAAGAAUGCAUGCACAUCCUCUUUUCGUAAAAAAAGUUUAAAUUGCUUAGUAAACAUGCAUGCACGCAAUCAUCUGAGACUGCGAGUGUGCAUCUCUUUGUUGGAAAGUAGUAUGUCAUGCACAUAUAUGCUUAAUACUCUUAAUCCCCAAGCAAAGCUUUUUCAUCAUGUCAGUUUUCUGACAAGAACGUGGUUUUUAGCUGCAUGUAUUAGUUUAUCUUUGAUAUUUACAGAAUGGGAAAAAUUAGCUGUCAUUUUAGGCUCUGUGAAAUUGGUAUUGCAAUAUCCAUAUAUAUAUAUAGAGAGAGAGUCCCAGUUACUCAAUGUGGACGUUUAUUAUUCAUGCCUAUGCAAACCAUUUAUGUGAAUUUGUACAUACUAUUAAUACUAUAUAAUCGGUUCAAAAGCCACAGUAUUGCCUUAUAUCGAGAGUUCGACAUGAGCAGAUUGAAAUGCAACGCUGUCGAACCGGUAGGCUAAAGUGUUCAAAAAAUGAAAAUAAAAUGAACGGUUUCGAUAUCUUAAAGCCCCGUUUACACGAGCAAAUUUUAUUUGACACAUUUAAUAUGACAAAUGCAUUUGAUCAUUGAAAAGCUAGCAUGCUUUUGUUCAAAUGCAUUUGUCACAGUAAAUUUGUCACAAAUGCAUCAUCUACACGAGAAAAAUAUCUUUGACAUAUGAAAUUUGUCAAAUAAAGUUUGCUCGCGUGUAUACGGGGCUUAAAACAAAAUAAAAUAUGAUUAUAUAGGCCUAUAUAUAGCUCCUGUAUACGACCGGCUUACGUCACAUUUUAAAACUUUUAACCAUGCCAAUUUUAAACGAAAUUUAAAAUAAUUAUUUUCAAUAUUCAUGCAGGCCCCUUGAAUAUGAAUAAUAGUAUGUACUUUUUAAAUAUAAGGAAAACUCAUAUCUGAACUGACCGCAUUUUAAGUAAAACAGCUGAUAAGAUAACAUUCGAAAAAACCUCGACUUUAUUAAAAUUUGAACGAGGAUAAAAGAGUCAAAUAACCGUGUCUGCAAAUUGUAUAAACAGAAUAAUAAAUUAUCACACUGAAUGCCGCGGCUAUAUACUUCAAUGUAAGCUGACAAUCUCCUAAACUUAAAUUAAAUAAUUCUUUUUUAAUCAGUAUCUUGGGCAAAUAAUAUAAUAUGCAAUUUUUCGUACAGUAUUAGCAAAUAGCAAAUUCAAAAGUGUGCCGAAACUAUACUAAGAGGAUUAAGUUUUUUUGUCAAAAUAAAUAUGGGUAGCCCGCGAUUUUAUCAGACGUAAAACUGUAAACGAUUUAUCUAGACAGCCUCAAGGAACUGUCAAUUCAAAAAUACGAUAGCCUUUUUGCAUGUGUGGUUUUGCAUGUAACAAAAAGUCAAUUUCAUGAAAAUGCAGAGUCUGGCUUUGUUCGAAGGUUUAUAGCCAAUCAGAAUGUAGUUAGUAUACAGACUAUGGCUCUAAUCUAGAGUUAGAAUUAUUAAUAAGACAACCACAUUCCAGACAAUUUUGAUUAACACUACAACAGUGUUUUCAUUUUUUGAAAACCGAACAAUGUUUCAAUCUGCCAUAAAAAAGAUGGCGGCAUGUCGAUCCUAUAGUGAUAAGUUCCUUGCUCAAAUUUAAAUCGUCAGCGAUAAUAAAUGUUUCACAUGAAUAAGAGUAUAUGUUUAAUUAAUAAUGGCUACUUUCUGACGAAAUUUUGUGUCUGCAAAGCAGUGGCUUUUGUUUUAAAAAUAUGACAUUUUCUGCCCACAAAAGGGCAUGGCGAAAUGGACACGUUGGUAUAUUUUGUUUCACAUGCAAGAACAGGACUGAAUACGGACGCCAAAUCCAUCAAAAGAAUGCCAAUCUUUACUAAAUGAUGUGAUAUCAUGUCAAAGAUUUUUAAUUGCAGUCGCAGACGAUUUAAAUUAUAGCAAAGAACAGUUAUUUAUAAGACCGACAUGCCGCGCCAUCGUUUUCAUCAUGGCGAAUUUUCGUCAGAAAACAAUUGCUUCGGAAAACUGAAGACUAAAGUGCUUUUUUUAUUUUGAAUAAAAGCGCUCCUCUGCUGCAGGAUAAUGGUUGAUAAUCUUCUUACGAAUACUGAGAAGCUCAUAAGUCACAACUAUAUAAGAAGCAUUUAUUAAUUUUAAUUACGACUGCAUAAGUGCAUCCUCGAUCCUGUAAACGAGUGUUGAAUAUAGACACUUCAAUACUUCAUACGGUUUGUGAUGCAAUCAGCUUUGAAAAAAACUAAUGGAUCGGACGUUGUGCAUGUGCGCAAAUUAAUUAAAGAUUGCAUACCGUUCUGAAGAAUUCUGAAAACAUUCAAAUGCGCUAUUAGCUAGUGGAGUUGUCCUCUUGUAAGAGAACAGUUUAGAUCUGAUAGAGCUAUCCAGUUCAAAUAAAGUUAGGUAGGUUUCCUUCUGCCGCAACACUGGAUCAAUAAGAGACGACUCUUACUGGACCUCUAGGAAGAACAGUUUAGAAUUGAUAGAGCUAUCCAGUUCAAAUUAGGUUAGUUCAGUUUAGGUUUCCUCCUGUAGUAAUACUGGAUCAAUAAGAGACGACUAUUUCUGGACCUCUAGGGAGAACAAUUUAGAAUUGAUAGAGCUAUCCAGUUCAAAUUAAGUUAGUUUAGGUUCCAAUUCCUCCUGUAGUAACACUGGAUCAAUAAGAGACGACUUUUACUGGACCUCUAUAGGAAGAACAGUUUAGAACUGAUAGAGCUAUCCAGUACAAAUAAAGUUAGUUUAGUUUAGGUUUCCUCCUUAUAACAUUGGAUCAAUAAGAGAUGAUCCUUACUGGACCUCUGUGGAGAACAAUUUAGAACUGAUAGAGCUAUCCGGUAUAAAUAAAGUUAGUUCUUAGGUUUUCUUCUGUAGUAACACUGGAUCAGUGAGAGAUGAUCCUUACUGGACCCCUAGGAAGAACAGUUUAGAACUGAUAAAGCUAUCCAGUAUAAAUAAAGUUAGUUCAGUUUAGGUUUCCUCCUGUAGUAACACUGGAUCAAUAAGAGACGACUCUUAUUGGAAUAACUGGACCUCUUGGAAGAACAGUUUAGAACUGAAUGAUAGAGCUAGCUAUCCAGUAUAAAUAAAGUUAGUUUAGUUUAGGUUUCCUCCUGUAGUAACACUGGAUCAAUAAGAGAUGACUCUUAUUGGAAUAACUGGACCUCUAGGAAGAACAGUUUAGAAAUGAUAGAGCUAGCUAUCCAGUAUAAAUAAAGUUACUUUAGUUUAGGUUUCCUUCUGUAGUAACACUGGAUCAAUAAGAGAUGAUCCUUACUGGACCUCUAGGAAGAACAGUUUAGAACUGAUAGAGCUAUCCAGUAUGAAUAAAGUUAGUUUAGUUUAGGUUUUCUCCUGUAGUAACACUGGAUCAAUAAGAGACGACUCUUACUGGACCUCUAGGAAGAACAGUUUAGAAAUGAUAGAGCUAUCCAUGCAGAAUUGAUUAAGAAUUAGUUUAGCUUAAUCUGCAUCCAGGAAAGCUAGGAACCAUCAUGUACUCUUACUAAUGUUCAACACUGAUAAUUAUCUAGGCUCGUAAUCACAGCGACUGUGGUAAUGUCCACGAGUUACCAACGGUCACAGCUAUUGCGGGUGGAUUUCUCGCGUUGCUUGGUAUCCCAGCAAACAUUGUGGUCAUAAUGGUUGUACGAAAAACGAAACUGAAAAAAUCAACUCUGCUCUAUCUGAUACUAAACCUCGCCUUAACAGACAUUGUCAAUUUGUUGGCUACCGAAUCUUUCUUGAUCUCAGAAAUUAUACUGCGCCCCGUCUGGGGCACACAUUUGACGUUCGUGAGGUCAAUUCUUAUUCCAAAUGAUGUGGCGAUCUUGACGCUUACGACAAUCGCAGUCGAACGCUUCAAUGCGUUGGUUAGACCGAUGCGUCCUGUUGUAAAUAUCAGCAAAACGAAAAUGUACUUAUUUAUAUUUCUUAUAUGGUUCGUCGGAAUCGUGUUCAACCUUCCACCCAUUAUUGUAACUUUAGUUCAUCGCGUCUCGCAUUGCGACAAGUUAAAUACGACAUGGCAUACGUUCGAGUUGACAUAUAGUAUAGUAUCACUAGUGACAUUUCACGCAAUACCAUUGGUUGUUUACAGCUAUUGUUACUCAAAGAUCAUCAAAGGCGUUUUUGUAGACCGCACUGUGCUGGGUGGCGAAAGCUUUCCGAAUGGCGAAGCUCUGGCGGAGAAGAAGACUUUGGUUCGCACUACGAUUUCAGUGACGGUCGUUUUUAUAAUCUCCUGUACAAGCGCGACCGUAGGACUCACCGUCAACUCGUUCGGGAAAGGUGAAGACGUCUUGCCGAAACAAUAUCAUUCCUUGGUACUGCUGUUGAAGUGUCUGUCGUCGACAGUGAAUCCGUACUUGUAUUAUCUGCAGAGUAAAAAAUAUCGCGCCGAGGUCAGACAGUUGUUUGCAAGUUGGAAAGCAAGCAGCAAGCAUGACUGUGACGCCGAAGGAACAGUGAAUAUUUUAACUGUAAUGUGA